Messenger RNA from Suncus etruscus (white-toothed pygmy shrew), 4503 nucleotides. RefSeq names its product consortin, connexin sorting protein (gene CNST). Gene Ontology annotation, biological process: positive regulation of Golgi to plasma membrane protein transport. The transcript has 10 exons. Gene Ontology annotation, molecular function: connexin binding. Gene Ontology annotation, cellular component: trans-Golgi network; transport vesicle; plasma membrane. The record is from RefSeq and is a predicted model, not a curated record. Lineage: Eukaryota; Metazoa; Chordata; Mammalia; Eulipotyphla; Soricidae. Bases 47 to 2218 code for a protein of 723 amino acids.
GAAAGGACUUUAAGAAAAUUUAAAUGGUUCAACAAAAGAUGCUCUAAUGGAUGACAGCGCAAAUCCUACAUACAAUCUGCAGAUAGAGCCAAAAGAUGGGUGUCAUCCUGGAGACUGUGUGGAAAGUAUAGUAACCCGCUUGCCUUCUGCAUCUGAUGAAAAUGAAAAUCAGCUUGAUGGAGACGGCUGUGAGCACGUGAUAAGCAGUGACAGUGCAAUGGGCAAACCUGAAGUAUUUGAGCAAGACAAUCUCAACAAUAAUGAAAGCUGCACAGCAAGCUGUGAGGUGUCUGCAGGCGAGAACUCAGAGAGUAAAUCCUGUGAGGGCUCCAGAGAAGAACAGGCUUUCUUGGGGAAGGACCAAAAAAUGCCUGGAAAAAGAAGCCCACGAAGCAAAAGAGGCACUGCUAGGAAGAUAAUACCACAAGGACUUUCUUCAGGAGAUAAUACUCAUUUACCGCAAGAAAAUGUACUAAGUGCAACCACACUUGCUGUUUCUGAAGAGUCUGCUGAAGUAAAUGCUAAUAAUGAUCAGCCAGAAGCUCCAAAGUUAGCUCUGCAAUCUCUAUUCUCACUUAUAAGAGGUGAAGUUGAGCAGUUGGAUUCAAGAGUACUUCCCCUUUGCCUUCAUCAGAUAGCAGAAUCCUAUUUCCAGGAGGAGGACUAUGAGAAAGCAAUGAAAUUCAUCCAACUUGAACAAUUGUAUCAUGAGCAAUUGCUUGUAAACCUUUCUGCCAUUCAAGAACAGUGGGAAACAAAAUGGAAAACUGUACAACCACAUACAGUUACAUCUCUAAAGAAUUCAGAAAAAGGAUUUAAUGGUGAAGAUUUUGAACGGCUUACUAAAUUUUGCACAACUCAUCAAGAUCCUGUUUUAUCUAAACAUAAGAUAGCAGCUGUAGAAAAGACCCUGGAAAAGAAAUGCAUUGCACAGUUAGUUUCAGUGUCUGAAGAGCCAAAGGAAAGGAGAAGUACAGCCAAAGAGCCAGAGAGUAACACUUGCCUUGGCAUGGAACCAGGUGGAAAACACCAACGCGUAGAGACCCUGGAGAGCAGUUCCUGCUGUGAUCAGCUGAUCCAGCAGGCGGAUCCCCUGAGCCCUCUCCUAACUGCAGGAAAGGUCCACAAGGAGGAGCCGCUGGGCACCACCGAAGCCUCGCUGGAGCUCCCCGCCCAGCCCUUGGCGGCAGCGGCGUCUGGGCCACUCUGUUCCGAGAAUGCUUGUGAGGCUGACAGCUUGCUGCUGGCUCAAACAGAUGGAUCUCAAGCAGUGGCCAAAAUAGAGGACAUUGCUGAAGACCCUAAGUUGAUGCUUUCCAGCGAGUCGGUGAUAGAACCUUUGCUUCUACCAGGCUCUGACCAUAUACCUCCUACACUGAUUUCUGCGGGUCAGUAUUCACAGGCACAAAGAAAGGAACUUCAGUUGACUCUUGAAGAUGCUUCUGAGGCGUUGCUCACAAACAAACCUGAGAACAAUGAGCUGAAGGAACCCCAGCAACCCGAUCUCGCUGACAGUGAUGGAAAACCACCACCGGGGCCCACAGUCUCAGAGGAGUCUGAGAGGGUACUUUGUGAAAAUGGAAAAGCAUCUGCCUUAAGUGCGAUGUUUCCAGAGCUGUCUAUGGCCCCAGAGGAAAAGGAAGACCAGAAUGACUUAGUCAAUAAAGAAACCGAACACUAUUUAAAUAGCCUUUUAGAGGGGUGCCUGAAAGAUGCUGAGGAUUCCUUUUCCUAUGAAGAUAAUCAAGAGGAAGACUCUGACCUCCUUCAGGAUCUUUCUCCCGAAGAAGCAUCCUAUAGUCUACAGGAGAAUCUGCCUGCGGAUGAUGGCUGUCUUUCUCUCGAUGAUCUUGCAAAAAGGAUAGAGAUUGCUGAGGUUGUUCCCGCCGAAGGACUGGUCUCCAUACUGAAGAAGAGGAAUGAUACUGGAGGUGAUCCUCCUGCCCAAAUGCAACAGAAACCAUCCAAGCGAAGAGUGAGAUUCCAAGAAAUAGAUGACAGCUUAGACCAAGAUGAAGUUGGAGGUGGUUCUUGUAUUUUGCUGAUCUUGUUGUGCAUCGCAACCGUUUUCCUGAGUGUUGGAGGAACUGCAUUAUACUGCUCUUUUGGUGACAUGGAAUCACCUGUCUGUACGGACUUUGCAGCCAAUGUGGACUUUUAUUACACGAAAUUACUGCAGGGAAUGGCAGAACUGAAACACUGGAUCUACCUCUCCUAGCAGCAUUCAUAAGUGGCAGACAUGCUAGUUAAUGAGAAACAGAGUGAAACUUUCUAAAUCAUUUUUAUUUCAGGAGGUCUGUAAUUUGUGUCUCUUCCCUGCAGUCAGGAGCCAUGGACAUCAGAAAUAGCAAAUUUAAAUGGAAAUCCAGAGGAUCUCUUAGAAUCAUCCUCCAGUAUGAGGCAGGUAUUUACCUGAGUGUUGUGGAUGGAAGGAGUGAUCUUUGGGAGAGUAUGUCCAUAGCUUCCUCGCUGCUUUCUAGUGUACCGAGCUAUACUGAGCAGAAUUUCACAGGGCAAUGUGAAGCCAUGCCUCAUCCACCUACACCUUGUCACGCUAACGGUUAAGGACACUUGGCUUACACUUGUUGGUCCAAAGACAUUGCUUUCAGCUGUCAUGCAAUAAGUUUGUGUAUAAGCAAAGAGUUUACCUUACGGUUCCAGUAGGUUUAUUUUAGUUAAUCAUGGGAGCUGUGUAAUUUAGCUUUGUAUAUUAUUUCUAGAUUAUGUUCUUCCAUUUGUGAAAUGAUUGUGUCUGAGUGUAUAUGUGUGCGUAUGCACACAGUUGUGUGUGUGUGUGUUUCAGACGGUUCUCAUGUGAAAAUACCCAACAUAAAAUAUCAAUUUUUAUUCUUUUAACUUAUCAGUAGAUUUGCAGGCACAAAUCUUUGAAGAAGACUUAAUUGUGGAUGAGAUAAAUUAUAGUAAUCCUGACCCUGCAACGAGAAAUUAUGACAGGUUUGUGACAACCCAAUUAGUCAAAAAUUAAUUACAGUUUAGAAGUAAAAAUUAAUAAAUUCCCCGAGUCUCAGGCAGCCAGUUUCAUCAUGGAUUCAAUGUUUCCUGAAAUAGUUUGAAUGCUGGACUCAACUCAACAAACUUUUAUUACCUAUUAUGUUUUGAGAAUCUAAAAAUCAGAAUAUAAAAAUAAAUAAGAUCCUAAUUCCCUCUAUGGAUGUUUUAAAUAGGGCUUACAUAAAAUAAACUAAAACUUUGGCAAUGAGUUCAAGUCAUCACGUGUAAUUCAGUAUUUAGAGAUUAUGUAUUUGGAUGUUUCAACAUGCAUUCAAAUUAUGAACUUAACUUGGGCCUGUUAAGAGGCCAUUAAGCGAAAAUUCAAUCAUAACAUAAAUAGGCAAAUUUGUCUCAAUUUUGUUUAUAGCAGGUUGCAUUUCAUUUUCUAAGACAGUGAUUUAACAUUUUAGGAAACCUUCUUUGGCUUUUUAUAUUAUAGGUAACAUUUUAAAAACAUGAAUUAUAGUUUUUUAGCAAGUGAUUGUUAUUUCAUGGGUUUUUUUUGCCAUAAUCACUUGAACAGAAGGGGGAUAAAUUACUUUCUAGUUGUUACUGGCUGGUACAGUACCUCCCUUUAUGCUUCUGCUUAUUUAUUUAGAUGAUGUGACUUCAAAAGGGCUUUUUACCUAAGUUGAAAAUGUGUUGUUGAGCAUGCAUUUUGUUACCCCAGUGCUAGGUAUUUAAUUACUGUGUAUUUGGAGUUUUGAUUCACUAUCAUUUUAGUUCAGUGUCUUUUUUUAUGCUUUAUUUUUAAAUUUACUUUCACUGAUAAGACUGUUUGACUUGUCUUUGUCAUGUCACCAUGAGCUGUAAUAUUUUCAAGGAUUAUAGAUCAAAGAUAUUUAUUUAGAAAUAUACAAGAUGCUGAAAUUUAGAUUCCUUAUACUUAAGGAUGACUUUAUUAGAGGAUUAUUUUAAUGUUCUAUUAUAAAUUUUAAGAAUUUGUAUUCAGAUUAUAUGUAAAAUAUGUAAAGUGUUGAUGGUACUAUAUAUCUUAUCUGGUUCUGUAACACACAUUUAUAAGGCCUCCAGUGAGGACUUCCCCAUCAGAGACAGCCCUUUUCUGCUUUACUCUCAUGCUUUUUUAUACAGGAAUUUGGUGAUGCCAGUUUUAUGUCAAGAUAAUUUAAAUUUUUUCUCAUAAGCAAAUCCUUCAAGUUGCUAUCAAAAGUCUUUAAUAAUCUCUGUGAUUUUUGCCUCUCAGCCACCAGAGUCCAUCUUUCUGACACUGACAAUUUCCUGAAAACCUUCACCCUUAGAUGAAAAGAUUGAGAUCAGACUUUGGUACUUAGGGGCUCCGUUGUGUCUCAGAAACAACUGUGUGUCCUCACCACUUCCUAGGAUAGACAAGAACACAUGAGAAUAUUGAUUUAAGUCUUGACUUAAAAUAGGCAUGAAAUCUCAACUAGAACUUUUUUAAUAGUCACUUAUUGCAUGAAUUGGAGUAAUCCCAUUUGGUAAUGACAGAAUUAUUUUCUCAUUCAUGAAAAA